AGUCAGAGGCUGGACAUUGCAGUGAUGGCCUUGUUUGCCCGACUCUGCAGACUUUUUCAGAGAGUCAAUGUGGAUGGGAGAGAGACCAGAGAGGGGAGGAAGGAUGCUGACCUUCCAUCUGAGAGGAAUGAAGGACGAAGGAGGUGGACUUGGCGAAUGUGCAUGGCUCACAGACAGACAACAUCCCCUGUACCUGUCAAAAGCAAAAAGCAGUUUGAGAAGGAAGAGAAGGAGCUGAUCAAAAAGAUCCAGCUCACUACCAAGGAGACAAAUGAGCUGAGAGAUCGCCUGAUCUACGUGACCGAGGGAUCCAUGAACAAGAGGCCCUACCACAGGCAAACUCGACAUUAUAAAGAACUGAAAUUAAAGGAGAAGGAGAUCAUGACAUUUCUACACGACUUAGAGAUGAAGAACAUGGAGGCCCGAGAGAACAAUCAGGAGCUCAAGAAGGAGAAAAAUUUCUAUCGUAACCUGCACACCCGGAUCCUGCUGGGGGAGAAUCUUAUAAAGAAGAAGUUGGCGAUAUUGCAGCAGGAGAGCAAGGAAAUACAUGCUGAUUGGGCCAUCAUUCAACAACGUUUGGUGGAGUUGAACCUGAGUGGUAAAGAUGAACAGGAGAAGACCAGCAACCUGGAAGCUCAAGAAAAUCAGGUAGGGAAAAACAAUUCAGUCAGGCUAUGACUAUCUGAUACCAUUGACACAUUAGAUCUAUCUUUGCUUCCCCCCGCCAACUUUCUAGUCCAUACUUCCAAGCAGCCACCCUCCUCAUGGAAUGUAGCUGUUCUUUGCUCUGUCUUCACACAAAUAUUCUGGGAAAUUAGCCUCUUGUGAGACACUGAAUUAGCCUCUUUUGAGACACUGUUACCACUGGCAAGUGUAUUUUCAACUCUGCUUUAGUCUGCAUUCCACUCAGGGUGACAGGUGAAUAACAUGUCACAUUCUUGCAUGCAUGUCUUCAUGAUAGGUGGAAUGCUAUGUGGAGGUUUAAGUGAGUCCUGGGUCCUUAGACAGGAGACAGGCAGAGGUCAUAUGACAUUCUAGGUCAAUUCACCUUGGAGGGAUUAGAGCCAAGUACAAAUGUCAAAUGAGUACUUCUCAUUAUCAUUGAUCUGGGUGGCAUGUGGCCUUCUCCUUUCUUCCUGUAAUCCACUGAGGUCUCUUCCUUUGCCAUGUUCUUGUUUGGAGCUGAUAGAAGCCUGAGUUGAUCUUUUUCAGUCCCUGUUUUGUGACUGUUUUUGAAUACUUUGCCUGUCUGCAGUUUUCAAAUCUGUAAUUUCAGUUAAAAUAUUAAUGUUGACUGUCAAGUAAAGUUGAGGAAGUGGGAGAAUGCAGCCUGAGAGCGGCCAUGCCCAUCCCCACCAUUCCUGUGUCUUAGUAACUGCCUUCCUCUCCCAGGUCUCAGAAGCUGCAAGAGAGCUGGGAUUGGCCACAGCUGAAGAAGACAGCAUCUUGCAGAAUGAGUUGCCAUGCCAGGAGGCUCCUGCUGAGCACCAUCCCCAGCACCCAUCAUCUUCCUCGGAUGAAUCUUCCUCAGAUGAAUCUUCUUAUAGCACAUGUCCUGAGUGGGAAUAGGCCCUAACGAGGAAGCCAUGGCUGAUUCAGGGCGUUGUUCCCUUUUCUCUUCAGACAACGACUCUUGGUAGAAAACUGAGGCAGCUGCACUGCUACCAAGUGUCCAAGAGGAGCAGCAGCCUGGAGGGCUGUGCUGCUAAAAGUGCAGAAAAAUGCUGCUGAACAAUAAUUUUCCUUUAGAGUUUUGGUUGAAGUUUUCAUUUUUGUUCUUUGAGUUAUUGUUAUGUUAUUUAGAAGUUAUAUGUUCUUGUUCUUGUAUUUCAUUGUUUGUUUUUGCCUUUAUCUCUAUAUUAAUUGAAUUUUAAAACCUAUUUCUUAAAAAUUCUAUUUCUUAUGCAGAAAAAUUGAUUUGCAAGUAGUGACUCUUGAGACCAUCUUCCUUAUUCAGGUGUUCUAUCCCCUGCUGUAGACCUAGAACUCACAUCCAGAGAUGCAUCUUUGUAAGUUCCAGGCAGCCAGGGCUGUAUAAUAAAGUCAGAGCCUAGCCACCUAGGGGUAUACAAGGUGAUGAUCUUUUGUGUCGAUAAUUUUACUUACCCCAUGGACACACACUUGAUGAUGUAAUCACUGCCAUACUGCAUCCAUGGUGUCAUGAAUUCUAUUACUCCUAACAUAUAGCACUCUAUAACACACAUUCAUUCAUGAUCCCGUGAACCAGAUACUGAGUAAUAUACAGCCAUUGUUCUAGAGCUGCUGCGGAUAUAAAAACACUCAGAAAGGAAUAUAAAAUAAAUCAGGAAGGCCAGAGCCAGCUGCCUCAGUUUACUUUCAAUAGAACAUCAGUGAUUGAGGAGAACAAUGGCUUCCCUUUGGUUCUGGCCUGAAAGGGUCAGAGCUGUUAACUGGGAGAAAGUUCAGGGGUCGUUCCUCCUGAAAGGGAGGGAUGUCUAAACAUGACUUUCUGUGAGCCAGAGUUUUUCCAUUUCCUAGUCAAGAGUUAAUAUUUACCCUGAGAGGAAGAUGUCCUUGGGUCUUCAGAUAACAGUUUCUUCUUCUGAAAUUCAUUCUUGUUAUGAGAAAAUGACUCCAAAAUUGAUAAUAUUGUUUGCCAGAUGCAACUAAGUAAAAAUGUUAUUUUUUGAGCAAAAUUUGCAAAGUCAUACCCCAUGUUUUUAAGCUGUAGAAAUCAGUAAAGCUUUGCUACUUGCCAGCAGAGCGGUAGUCCAUCUGUUUCUUUAAGGCAUUCUCCAAGCUGGUCUUCAUCAAAUGUUAACCACAUAGCAGAUAUAAUGACCUUCCAUGGCUUGCUGGGAAAUAGGUUUUGAUAGAUGCUGCUGUCCUUGGCCAUAAACUUGCUGUGUUUUUGCUGUUGCUGAUUAGACUUAUGUUUAACAUUUAUGUGAAUGGGUGUCUUUCCUACUGAAUGUAAUACUGUAUGUGGCUCCUCCUGAGGGACAUUUCCCUCAGAGGACAGAAGAAGGAACCACAACCAUUCCUGGAGAUGGUUGUUAGGCACCAUGUGGGUCUUCUAGAGAGUAGCAGGUGCGCUAACCUGUGAGGCAUCCCCACACCUCCUGCAGUUGGCUUUUGUCCUUCCAGAGAAUGUGCUGUUUUAGAUGGCCAGGAUCAAGUCCAGUUGAGUGGAGAAAUCUCAGGAGAUGUGUAGGUACAGUGCCUGACCUGCUCAUACUCAUUGUCCUAUGCUGCCAGGUAUGUAUGCAGGGCUCUGAUGUUACCCCUGGCAGUUCUGUGUUCAGAGCCUUUUAUUUGGACAAAAUGGGGUAGACGGAAAAUUGUGGAUUGAAGUUUGUGUGUUCUGCUCCCUCAAGAGUCCCUAAACACAGGUGCAGUCAGGGGAAAUCUUAAUUGGUCAGAUAAGGCUAGAGGCUCUUAUUGGACAAUUGGGAAGAAAUGCAGAGCUGAAAUAUUAGAGAGUGGAAGUGUGAUGGAGAAGAGAGAGGGAACGGAGGACAAAGAUAGAGGAAUGGGAAGAUGGUGCUAGACUACGGGGCCCUAGUGUCCAAAAAUAACUGGGGAUUUCAUAAAUGGGAAAUAGAGUAAUGUAGGUACAUUUUCCUGAUCUAAGUGUGCAGGUUGUAUUUAUAUGUGUUGAGUUUUGUAUUGCUUGAAUGGGCACUUUGUGCUUGUAGAUUUCCCCUAAUAAAUUUGGCUGGCAUAUUACAA
This is a messenger RNA of Mus musculus (house mouse), 3696 nucleotides long. Its product is annotated as predicted gene 7347. The transcript is spliced from 4 exons. The coding region runs from base 25 to 681 and encodes 218 amino acids. The record is from RefSeq and is marked validated. NCBI's taxonomy places the organism in Eukaryota, Metazoa, Chordata, Mammalia, Rodentia, Muridae.